AUGCAUCUUCGACUCUCCCACCUGCUGGCCCUGGCGCCCCUCGUGGCCAGCCACACCACCUUCACCAACCUGUACGUUGACGGCGUCAACCAGGGUGACGGUGUCUGCGUGCGUAUGAACCCGGAUGCGGAGAAAUGCACCUAUCCCAUCGAGCCGCUCAGCAGUAAGGACAUGGCCUGCGGCGUCCACGGCGAAAAGGGCGUCAAGCGCAUCUGUCCCGCCGAGGCGACCUCGCUGCUGACCUUCGAAUUCCGCGAGUGGACCGACGGCUCGAAGCCCGGCUCCGCCAUCGACCCCAGCCACAAGGGCCCCUGCGCCGUGUACAUGAAGCACGUCGACGAUGCCAGCGCCGAUAACAACGCCGCCGGCGACGGCUGGUUCAAGAUCUGGGAGAUGGGCUACGACGAGUCCGCCGGCAAGUGGUGUACCGAGAAGCUGAACGACAACAAGGGCUUGCUGUCGGCCCAUAUCCCCGAGGGCCUUAAGGGUGGCUACUAUCUCGUGCGUCCCGAGCUGUUGGCCUUGCAUGCCUCCCAGGACAGCCCCGCCGAUCCCCAGUUCUACACCGGCUGUGCGCAGGUGUUCGUCAAGGGCAGCAAGAACGGCGUGGUGCCCGAGGGCGUCCACAUCGGCGAGGGCACCUACGACGUGAGCAACCCGGCGCUGACCUUCAACAUCUACGAGUCGCCCAUGAAGCUGCCCUACCCGCGCGUGGGCCCGAAGGUGUGGUCCGGCGCCGGCAGCAAGGCUCGUCGCGAGGCGAACACGAAGGUGGUGCAGGACAAGGGCCUCAAGCCCGAGGGAUGUAUUCUGGUGCGCGACGACUGGUGCGGCUACGAGGUGCCCGCCUAUGACAACGAGGAUGGCUGCUGGGCGUCCUCGUCCAAGUGCUGGGACCAGUGCAAGGUCUGCUGGGAAACCACGCUGCCGACGGGCGGUGCGUCUUGCCAAAUCUGGGAGGACAAGUGCAACGCCCUGGACGACGCUUGCAACGGUGGUGACUUCCACGGACCUCCCAACAAGGGCAAGGAUCUGACGCCCACGCCCAAGAAGCCCCUCGGAUCGCUCGAACCACUCGGCGAGGGGAGCUCCAAGCGAUCGGAGCGCAGCCGCCGUUCGCGUCUGUAA
Molecule: messenger RNA, 1128 nt
Organism: Aspergillus affinis
Lineage: Eukaryota; Fungi; Ascomycota; Eurotiomycetes; Eurotiales; Aspergillaceae
Product: lytic polysaccharide monooxygenase auxiliary activity family 9 protein
Exons: 3
Coding region: 1-1128 (375 amino acids)
Source: RefSeq, a predicted model, not a curated record